CUCGCCCUCCUUUUUUUUUUAAAAAAAAAAGUUCUUUCUAUUUCACCAAAAUAUAAAAAACCAACAUGGCCUCCGUUCGUGCAGUUGCUAAGAAAAUUGACUGGUCCAAGUUGAGCGUCAGCCUCCCCAAGGAGACUGCUGGCUCCCUUGCCGCCUUCCGUAAGCGCAACGACGAAGUCAAGCGCCAGUUGGCCGAGUUGAAGGCUCAGUCCACCACCGUCGACUUUGCUGUCUACCGCAAGUCCCUCAAGAACCAGGCCGUCAUUGACCAGGCCGAGAAGGCUCUCAAGGGCUUCAAGCCUGUUGCCUACAACCUCGAUGCCCAGAUCAAGGCUAUCGACCAGUUCGAGGCCAAGGCUGUUGCCAAGGCUCAGACCACCGUCCAGCAGAUUGAUGUUGAGCUCAAGGACCUCCAUGCCACCCUCACCAACAUUGAGGACUCCAGACCCAUUGAGCAGCUUACUGUUGAUGAUAUCGUUGUCGCCAAGCCCGAGAUCACCAAGAACAUCGAGGAUAUGCUCCAGAAGGGCAAGUUCACCAUCCCCGGUUACAAGGAGAAGUUCGGCGAUAUCUCUUACUUCUAAGUCUAGAAAGAAUCGAUCUUCAACAAAAAAUAAUAAUAAGAAUAAUAAUAAUAAGAAUAUUAAACCAAUUCAUAUCAAAAAAAAAACAAAAACAAAUCCCCCUCUUCUAUCAGAAAUUCAUGGUUUUAUUUCCUUUUUCUUUUACUUCUUCUUUGGUCUUGCACCCAAAAAAGCAAAAAAGAAAAGACUUUACAAAGAAGGAAAGAAGAACAUGCUAUUUGUCUUUAAAGAAAGAUAUUAAAAAAAAAUAUGUUUUCUCUUUC
This is a messenger RNA of Phycomyces blakesleeanus NRRL 1555(-), 847 nucleotides long. RefSeq names its product ATP synthase F0 subcomplex subunit D ATP7 (gene ATP7). NCBI's taxonomy places the organism in Eukaryota, Fungi, Mucoromycota, Mucoromycetes, Mucorales, Phycomycetaceae. Gene Ontology annotation, molecular function: proton transmembrane transporter activity. The coding region runs from base 66 to 584 and encodes 172 amino acids. The record is from RefSeq and is a predicted model, not a curated record. The transcript is spliced from 3 exons. Gene Ontology annotation, biological process: proton motive force-driven ATP synthesis.